GCUCAUCAACUCAUCCUUGACCGCUGGCUACGUCCCUUCCGUCUUCAAGAGAGCGAGAGUUGCACCCCUUCUGAAAAAACCUACACUCGAUCCCUCCGAUGUCAACAACUACAGACCAGUAUCCCUUCUUUCUUUUCUCUCCAAAACUCUUGAACGUGCCGUCCUUGGCCAGCUCUCCUGCUAUCUCUCUCAGAAUGACCUUCUUGAUCCAAAUCAGUCAGGUUUCAAGACUAGUCACUCAACUGAGACUGCUCUUCUCUGUAUCACGGAGGCGCUCCGCACUGCUAAAGCUAACUCUCUCUCCUCUGCUCUCAUCCUUCUAGACCUAUCGGCUGCCUUCGAUACUGUGAACCAUCAGAUCCUCCUCUCCACCCUCUCCGAGUUGGGCAUCUCCGGCGCGGCCCACGCUUGGAUUGCGUCCUACCUGACAGGUUGCUCCUACCAGGUGGCGAAUCGCAUCUCUGCAUGUCUGGCAGACAUAUCAGUGUGGAUGACGGAUCACCACCUCAAGCUGAACCUCGGCAAGACGGAGCUGCUCUUCCUCCCGGGGAAGGACUGCCCGUUCCAUGAUCUCGCCAUCACGGUUGACAACUCCAUUGUGUCCUCCUCCCAGAGCGCUAAGAACCUUGGCGUGAUCCUGGACAACACCCUGUCGUUCUCAACUAACAUCAAGGCGGUGGCCCGUUCCUGUAGGUUCAUGCUCUACAACAUCCGCAGAGUACGACCCUGCCUCACACAGGAAGCGGCGCAGGUCCUAAUCCAGGCACUUGUCAUCUCCCGUCUGGAUUACUGCAACUCGCUGUUGGCUGGGCUCCCUGCCUGUGCCAUUAAACCCCUACAACUCAUCCAGAACGCCGCAGCCCGUCUGGUGUUCAACCUUCCCAAGUUCUCUCACGUCACCCCGCUCCUCCGCUCUCUCCACUGGCUUCCAGUUGAAGCUCGCAUCCGCUACAAGACCAUGGUGCUUGCCUACGGAGCUGUGAGGGGAACGGCACCUCAGUACCUUCAGGCUCUGAUCAGGCCCUACACCCAAACAAGGGCACUGCGUUCAUCCACCUCUGGCCUGCUCGCCUCCCUACCACUGAGGAAGUACAGUUCCCGCUCAGCCCAGUCAAAACUGUUCGCUGCUCUGGCACCCCAAUGGUGGAACAAACUCCCUCAUGACGCCAGGACAGCGGAGUCAAUCACCACCUUCCGGAGACACCUGAAACCCCACCUCUUCAAGGAAUACCUAGGAUAGGAUAAAGCAAUCCUUCUG
Messenger RNA from Salvelinus fontinalis (brook trout), 1258 nucleotides. RefSeq lists its product as uncharacterized. NCBI's taxonomy places the organism in Eukaryota, Metazoa, Chordata, Actinopteri, Salmoniformes, Salmonidae. The transcript has 2 exons. Bases 491 to 1240 code for a protein of 249 amino acids. The record is from RefSeq and is a predicted model, not a curated record.